Messenger RNA from Phyllostomus discolor (pale spear-nosed bat), 1813 nucleotides. Its product is annotated as teneurin-1-like. Gene Ontology annotation, biological process: signal transduction. NCBI's taxonomy places the organism in Eukaryota, Metazoa, Chordata, Mammalia, Chiroptera, Phyllostomidae. Gene Ontology annotation, cellular component: membrane. Bases 1024 to 1587 code for a protein of 187 amino acids. The transcript is spliced from 6 exons. The record is from RefSeq and is a predicted model, not a curated record.
ACAUACCACACACAAAUAUAUAUACACACAAAUUUAAAAAAUAUAUGGCACUAUACAAGUCAGAGAAGUGUAUCUCUCAAGCUGAGUAAUUAGUGGGGAUCAUUACAGGGCACAGUUCCUGCCUUAUUGCCCAGUACCAAGGGUGGUAUAUGGAGAUAUAGUUAAUUUCUAAUUGUUAAAUAAAAGAAGUCACGUGGGACAUUAGAAACAACUGAGCUAAAGUGAGGGGACAUGGAUUUUAGUCCUGGCUUUACCAGUAACCACAUAUGUGUGUUUGUGUAAGCCAUUUAACCUCUCUAAACCUCAGUCUCCUAAUCUUAUAACAGGGUUAUUUUGAGGAUUAAAUGAAAUGUGUAAGGGACUAUUUUAAUGAAGGAAUUACAAUUACUAUAAAUUGUUUACAUCGGUGAAAACUUCCUGAAGCCGCGGGCAUUUCAUUUCAAAAUGAGUGAGAUGUUGAGUGAAAAUUGGAUAAUGUUAAGCUGAGAGAGUCUUAGUGGGUAAGCAUUCCACAGGCAUACAGUUAUGCUCAUCUAUAGUUAAGAAAUUCUCUUAUUAGCAACAUAUUUAAUAGAAUGGUUUGCAGUUUCAAGGAGGCCUUUUAAGAAACUGACCCUUUUAUUCCUUGUAAAUGAUAAAAUGAAGUCAACCCCACCCCUAUUCCCACCCCACAUGUGUCUCUUCCUUCCUCUUAUAUAAGGACUGUUUUAAACUUGCUUAUGCAUACAUUUGAAGGAUAAUUUUUCCUAAUUUGUUUACAGGAAUUACAAGGACAAACUUGAUUCAGCUGUCUCCUCUUUGAUUCCCACAACUUCUGGAUCUAUCAAGGUGUUGUGUAUUUUAGAAAUUGAAGACAAGACCCUCCACCAGCAGAAAGAUUAGACUUGCUUUAUCCUGUGGUCUGGAACCGAACCCACAAGACCUCUGAGGUGCACUUUAUGAUUGGCCAUAACAGCAAAGGCUGCUCACAUUAAAGGAGUUCCUCUUGCUUUCUUUUAUGAAACUGAGCUUGCUUAAUCAGAGAUGGAGCAAACAGACUGCAAACCCUACCAGCCUCUGUCUAAAGUCAAGCAUGAAAUGGAUUUAGCCUAUACCAGUUCUUCUGAUGAGAGUGAAGAUGGAAGAAAACCAAGACAGUCAUACAACUCCAGAGAAACUCUGCAUGAGUAUAACCAAGAGAUGAGGAUGAAUUACAAUAGCCAGAGCAGAAAGAGGAAAGAAGUAGAGAAAGCUACUCAAGAGAUGGAAUUCUGUGAAACUCCUCACAAUCUCUGCUCUGGCUACCAGACUGAUGUGCACAGUGUUUCUCGACAUGGCUACCAGUUAGAGAUGGGAUCUGAUGUGGACACAGAGACAGAAGGCGCUGCCUCACCUGACCAUGCACUGAGAAUGUGGAUAAGGGGGAUGAAGUCAGAGCAUAGUUCCUGUUUGUCCAGCCGGGCCAACUCUGCAUUGUCCUUGACUGACACUGACCAUGAAAGGAAGUCUGACGGGGACAAUGGUUUUAAAUUCUCCCCUGUUUGUUGUGACAUGGAGGCUCAAGCUGGGUCUACUAAAGGCAAGUGUUUCCAGAUAUUUGACCACUAAUUAUUUUCAUCUCGGCCCAUCCCUGACACCUACCACUCAGCAUGGAACCCUGCCCCUCUGACAAACACCACACAGGCCUAGCUAAUUUACCUGUCAAAGAUUAGUCCCUUGGCAGUUUACUGGUUUGCUUUCCUCUAGAAAACUUCAUGUGUGUGUAUUGGUGAUGAAGAGGAGGUGAAGUGGGUGGGUGAUGGGGAAAUGACAAACAAGAUUUAAAGUGGGAGAG